Messenger RNA from Eupeodes corollae, 4757 nucleotides. RefSeq lists its product as uncharacterized. Lineage: Eukaryota; Metazoa; Arthropoda; Insecta; Diptera; Syrphidae. The record is from RefSeq and is a predicted model, not a curated record. Bases 2170 to 4599 code for a protein of 809 amino acids. The transcript is spliced from 6 exons.
CAUUCUACUUCUCCACCGCAUUUUUUUUUAACAUGCAUUCUCAGACGUUUACUGAUAUCUGUGUUCUCACAUCACAUCGCAUUUUUCUUUUUUUUUUCAUUUCGUUUUAUAUUUGCACACUUUGUUAGGUUCUAUUAACUAACAUCUUCAAUGACAAGAAAAAACUUGUUUCUUAUUUGCCGUAUCUACUCGGCAUUCCUUUUUUCACUCGGGUUAUAUCUACAUAGGAAGUUGUUUUUUUUUAACACGAACAUUUUUUGCAUUGGUAUUGUAUGAAAAUAUGUAUUUGAAAAAACGCGGCGUCAGUCCUCAGUGGUUUAGUUAUUCAUUUCAAUUUUCAUUGUUUCUUCAAACUUCGAGGGAGUAAGUCGACCCCAACCGCGAUUAAAUUAAAAGUGCAAAAUAAAUUUAAUAUAUAGGUAUAAAUUAAAAAAGUGAAGAAAAGGACCAAAGGAUAAAAUAUUGAUCUUUUAAAAAUUUUUAAGAUGGAUGACGAUGUCUGCAAUUUGCUCCGAGAAUGGGGUCUGGAAAACUAUAUUGACAUUUUUAAAGAAAAUGCCAUAACGUCAAUGAGUUUACCGCUACUAGGUGCUUCCGAAAUUAAGGAAAUGUUACCUGUCAUAGGGCACCGAGUCCUUUUUAUGAGGAAUUUGGAAGAAUGGCGUAGAGCAAUGCAUCCUAACGCUUCAAACAGCUAUGAAUGUCAAGAAAUAAGUUCCUGUAGGUCUCAAAUCCAAAACGAAACCUUAAGCUUUUCGCUAAACGAUAUUUUACCUGGUUUUGACAAGAUUGAUUCAUUUGAUUCGACAGUGCUCGUUGAAAAUACACAAUUAACACCACAAUCCAUCAAAAACAUGGAGUCUUGUACUUCAAGUAUUGACGAUCUUAAAACACUUCUUGAGAACUCUUUAGAAGGCAAAGGACUCCUCAGCUUAAAUAAAAACUUACCACUAGGUAACAUCCCAAGACUACGAUUAGUGCGUAUUAUAAGCACUCAUAUACUUAAAAAAAACCCGGAAAGAAAUAUUACUGCCUCUAUUUAUGGAAAAUGGACAAAUGAUGUUGUUCAUUUGUUUCCACGGGAAAAUAGGUCGGUUUAUUUCCACAAUAAAAUUAUAGACUCUGGUCAUGGAAUUGUCAACCGGUUGGCUGGAAAGUUGCCAGACCACAUCCACAAUCUUAAAAGAAAAUAUCGGGAUUCUGGUUUAAUUACAAAAAGAAAGCACUCCAUUUCAUCAUCUCCAUCCAGCACACGAUCAUCGACUCCCAUACAAAGCUCAAUUAAACGCCUGGCAACAAGCUUUGAUAUUGCAGAUGAUGAAGACACGGCUGAAGAGGAUUUAGAAUGGCUAAGAAAUUCAAGCCAUCCAUGGCAAACAGUUGAAGAAAAAUGGGAAAAAACCAUUAACGCUCGACUUCGCCUCCUAACAACGUUUACUAUUACGAAUUAUUUUGAUGAAUAUCCGGCCCUAAAAAAUGCACUAGGAUAUAAACUUCUUGAAAAAGACUUCAACACACAACACAGUGACAAUUGCAAAGGGUUGACGGAAAAUUUUCCAAAAUUAAAAAGACAAAUCUACGGAGUAGCAGAAACAAAAUUAAAAGGAAACAACUUAUACAUACAAAAACUCAUAUCUCUGGAGAAUUUGACAGAAAAUACAAGCAAUAUUGGAGCAUUCCUGCUUAUACCAACCCUCCUAAUGGUUUCAACUAUAAGAUUGAGAGGAGUAAAUAAAAAAGUUUGGCGACCAUCGAAAUCGGAGGUAAGGGAGAGCUUCAUCACUCAUGUAUACAGUGAUGCUGAAGUCGAUCAAUCCAUUUCCUUGAGGCGGGAGAAACUUCAAGAACUUGGUCUAACACUGCAGCCUUAUAUUUUGAUUGUAGGUACGUCUCUUGACAAAAUUAAAAGCUAUUUUGUAGUUAUAAAUGAGAUAAAGUAUGUUUUUAAUUCCAUUAUUGAAGCGGUAGAUAUAUGCUUCAAAAUUAUAUUUAUGAUAAACGCAGAAUAUCCAGCGGAAUCCAAAUCUACAUGGAUGUUUAUUCAAAAAGCUUUUUUUAAAUUAUCAACAACUUUCGAUAAAGAGUCCACCGCCGCCAACACCUUGCUCGCCCAAUUAGGAAUUGACGAACAAUAAGACAAACUCCAUUUGUUUCUUACAUUUAAUAAUCAUGGUUUUUUGUUUUCUAUGCAAAUCCUUUUUUAAGGAUCUUAAAUCUCUUAAAUCACAUUUUAAUUUUAGUCACUCUGAACAUGAAUUUUUAAACUACAAAUGCAACGAAGAUGGUUGUAAGAGGUCCUUUUCUUCUUUUAAUUCAUUUCGACGACAUAUCCAGAAGGAGCAUAUUUCCUUGGUUCAAAAUCAUCCAAACUGUAUUGAUGAUAUUGAAUCCGAACCAAAUGACUUUAUAAAAAUUUACCCAAAACGAAUCAUCGAACAGUUCAACAUGGCUACGGUUUCGAAAACGCCGCCAGUUAAUGAAUCAUUAUCCAUUUUUAUUGCAUCCCUCUAUGGAAAUGUACUUUUGCCUAGAAAUGUGGUUCAAAAAGUAAUUGAGGGUCUAAAAGAAUUUUUCAGUACAUUAGGGCCAGCUAUUAAUAACACUGUUAAUGCAAUUUGUCAAGAAUACUCCCUUUCAAAUGAUAUUUCAAAAGUUUUAGUCGAAACACUUGUACCUACCAUCAUUUCCCCGCUAGAAAGUUUUAUGACUGAACAAAAACGAAUAUCUUUUUACAGUAAAAAAAAAACAUACAUCGCACCUCAAGGAAUCGUUAUUGGACAAAGAUUCGACCAUGUUAAAAGAAAUGGAAUUUCACGUAUGGAAGUAAUCGAUUGCCAAGAACAUUUUAUCCCACUUCGAAAUAUAUUGCAAACCUUUUUCUCUCUUGAAAACGUACUCGCUGAGACUUUGGAAUAUAUGGAUAGUCUUAAAGAUAAAAAUGUUAUGGAGAAUUUUAUCCAAGGAUCUUAUUGGAAAAAUCGGGUUCUGCAUCACUCAAACCGUAUUGUUCUACCUCUUUUUAUAUAUUUCGAUGAUUAUGAAAUCGGGAACGUUCUUGGCAGUCAUGCAGGUGUUCACAAGUUAGGGGCAGUCUACGUCUCAAUUCCAUGUCUUUCGCCUUGGCGUUCAUCAGUUCUAUCAAAUAUUUUUCUCAUUUUGCUAUUUCACUCGUCUGAUAGAGUAUCUUUCGGCAACAAUAUAAUAUUUAAACCAGUUAUUGAUGAUUUUAAUUUUCUUAGUGAAGAGGGCAUACAGAUAGAUGUUCCAACUUUCAAGGGAACUUUAUAUUUUGAACUUGGUCUAAUUCUGGGUGAUAACUUAGGAAUCCACUCCAUGAUUGGGUUUGUAGAGAGUUUCUCAGCAAAUUUUUCUUGCAGAGUGUGCAAAGUUACAAAGGCAGAUUUAAAAGAGCAACUGUAUGAAAAUACAGCUCUUUUGCGAACAACAGAUUCCUAUGAAGGCGAUCUUGCUUUGAAUAAUUUGUCUUUAACUGGUAUUAAGGAAAGGUGUGUCUUUCUAGGCAUAAAAGGUUUCGAUUUAUUUCAGCAAGUUGGCGCUGACGUUAUGCAUGAUGUUUUGGAAGGUGUAGCCAAAUACAUUUUAAGUUUUAUGCUAAAUAAGUACACACAAAACUCUAAAUUCUUUACUCUAGCUAUUUUUAAUGAUAAAUUAUUAGCUUUUGAAUAUGGUCCUGAUAGUAAAAAUAAGCCUUGUAGUAUCGAAAAAGAACAUCUCAAACGGGGAAAUAUACGUUUAUCUUCUGGAGAAAUGCUUACUCUUUUAAGAUUUUUGGGAUUGCUAAUAGGUGAUUUUAUACCAAGGGACGAUGAUUAUUGGGCUUUAUACACAAAUUUGAGAAAAAUUCUUGAUAUACUUCUUAGCGUCAGAAUUUCACCUGGAACAGACAAUUUAUUACAAGUUUUAAUAGCUGAGCUUAAUGAACUAUAUAUAAAACUUACCAAAGACUCUCUCAAGCCAAAGUUUCACAACCUCCUUCACUAUCAUACCGCUCUUAAAAAAUACGGUCCAUUAUCAUCGUUUUGGUCUAUGAGGUUUGAAGCCAAACACAGGCAAUCAAAAAUGUCGGCUAGAUCAUCGUGCAAUCAAAUAAAUGUCACUUGGUCUUUAGCAAUGAAACAUCAACUAAGUUUAAAUGAAAUGUUUCUUAGGGGAAAACUUUGCAACAUACUUGAAGUAGGGCCUAAAAAAAUUGUCCCAUUACCUGAAACUAAAAUACUCCAAUCACUGCUUCAACUGGACCCUAAGAAAACUUUGAUUAGGGUGAAUUGGGCGACAAUGUCUUCUAUAUUAUAUAAAAAAGGAUCAAUCUUGGUAAAAAGUCUUAACUCCGAUCGUUAUCUGUACAACUUUUUUUUAUUAGAAAAAAUAUAUUUAUACAAUUGUGAUUGCCUUAUUUUUGAGGGUAUGUUACUACAAACUUUAUGUUUUGAUGAUCAUUACUACGCUUAUGAGGUAGAGGUUCCAUCAUUAACUAAUCAAGUUACAAUGUUGCUCGAAUCCUUUCUUUCUCCAAUUCCAAAUACUUUAAAUACUUUGCCGAAUGGCAGGCAGUACGUUAUCUUAAGAAGUCCAUUAUAAAUUCUUAUCUUCCUAUAUAUAUCUUUAAUUACUACUAAGCGUGUAGCCAUUAUAAAUAUGUUCCUUAAUACUUUGUAAUGUAUUAAUGUCAAUUAUCUGAUUGGAGUAAGGUGUUGGUGUUGGUUUUAAAAGAAGCUCUUUUCUUCACACAUAUUAUG